Molecule: messenger RNA, 2924 nt
Organism: Pungitius pungitius (ninespine stickleback)
Lineage: Eukaryota; Metazoa; Chordata; Actinopteri; Perciformes; Gasterosteidae
Exons: 7
Coding region: 98-1942 (614 amino acids)
Source: RefSeq, a predicted model, not a curated record
UUUGAAGUCUUUGAACACGCUCAGCCGGAAAUAGUGGGUCAACGUUUGCCUUCAUUGUUGAUUUGUUAUGGCCUGAAGAGGUGCCACAUCAAUCCAUAUGGAGACCCUAUGGAACAUACCAAUAAUGGUUAAAGCCAUAGUUAUUGUUUUGCACUGUGGAGGUUCUUCAGCCGACACGACGAGGAGGAUCGGUGUCUUGGUGGGUGCAGAGGUGACUCUCAGCUGCCUUUUCGACAAACGCUCCACGCUGGCGGAGUGGAGUGAGCUCACCAUCGAGUGGAACGUGAUGGACGAGCGUGCCGAGAAGAGGGUCUUGUACACCUUUGAGGACAGCCGGGCGCAUGUGAGCCGGGAGGACUCUGCGGUGGACCGAAUGCAGCUGCUAGAGGGCGAUGCGUCUCUGCGCAUUGGUAACGUGACCGUGGGAGAUGGAGGGCUGUACACCUGCAGAGUCAUCACACCUGUGGUCCACACGGAGACCACUUGGCUGGAAGUGCUGGCUCGGCCUUCUGUGUCGCUCCCGGAAACGGCGGCAGUGAUGGAGGGGGAGGAAAAGCUGAUACAGUGUGACAUCACAGGUUUCUACCCAGAGAAGCUGGCCGUGACCUGGCACAUCCAAAAUGGCUCCCACGUCGUCCAUGUGGGUGCAGGCCUUCUCUCCCACGUCUGCACCGGAAUGUCCGCUCGCAACCCAGACGGCACGUACAGUAUCCGCAGUGGCCUCACGCUGCCUUCCUCGGCUGUGAAGGGUGGAGACGUGCGCAUCAUCUGCCAGGUGGAGCACCGGACCUUCAGCAGGCCGUACAACAGAUCUGUUACGCUGGCUGUUAAGGCUCAGUCACAGCCCCCCUACAGUGCCGUCACACUGAUAGCUGUCAGCAGUGUCAUCAGCCUGCUGCUGGUCACCUCCGUCACUGGAGGCGCUCGGCUUCUCUACACCAGUUUCUGUCAAGCUCCACCGAGUGUUUCUGAAAUCAGCCUGCCCAGCAUCGUGUACGCCGGGGAGGCGACCGACCUCGAAUGCACCAUCCGAGGGGCCCGACAGCGGGUCCUCAAUGUGAAAUGGUUUAAAUUAAGAAGCGCAGCAGACUCAGCGGGGCAGUCCGAAGGGGAUCCUCUGUUGUCCGCUGAGGAUCUGAGCCAACAGGCUUGUCUCCAGUCGGAUGGCACGCGCCACACGUCUGUCCUCACUGUGUGUCCCACUGUCGCUGACGACGGGACGGAAUACUGCUGUGUGGUGCUGUGCAGGGACCACAGCGUCAGCAGAAAGACCACAGUCUGGGUGAAAGUGGAGCCGUCUUUCCUCCACAUCACCAGCAUCCCUCAGAUCCCCAGGGUGGAGUGGCCGCUGGUCCUCUGCUGUCGGGUGGAGAACUUCUACCCCCGGGACGUGGACCUGGAGUGGUCCAGGAGCGACGGGGAGCCCGUCUGCAGCGUGUCUCACUUCGGACCUUUCUCCAACCACAGCGGCCUCUACAGCGUGUGGAGUGAGAUUCAUCUGCGCAUGUCCACAGAGGACGAGAGGGCCGUGUACACCUGCCGGGUUUACCACUGCAGCUUCCCGUCUCCGGGGUACAAGGAUGUCCUGUACCACAUCAACACUCAAGGGAGUCCUCCGGAUGUGAUGUUCAUCGACUGCGAGCCGCUGUGCCCCCUGCCCAACAAAGAGUGCACUCUGCACCUGUGCAUCAGAGACUUCUGUCCCGAAGGCGUGUCUGUGACUUGGACUAAAGAUGGAGAGACGGUGUCCUCGGGUGUCUUCAACACUCCCCCGAGCCUGAACAUCAACGGCCUCUACUCCAUGUUCAGUUUCCUCAAGCUCACCCCCAGGGAGGUUGACUGGGGCUGCGAGUUCAGGUGCCGUGUGGUGCACAGCGCCCAGCUGGAGCCCGAAGAGAGGCUGUUCACGCUGCCCGCGCCCCCCCCGCCCUCCGGCUGCUGAUGUCCUCACUGGGGAAACGCUGUUAUUUCCCCCUUUUUUUCAAGUUUGGACAUGUGUGGUCCACCUCUGGAUGGGCCUGCAGCAGCUUUCAAGUGACCUGUUUCCAAUAGCACCAAGCAUCAGAAACUGUAUGACAUUCAUGUUAUUUUAAACAAAACAAAGGUAGAAGAUCUUAGAAAUAACACACAAAUGCCGCUGCAUUUUUCACCAUAAUAAUAUUAGUUUUUAUUUUUCCUUUUGUGUAAAUUCAAAAUUAGACCAAACUUUUAUAUAACUUCCCUUUCCAAAUGCGUUACACCAUUUCAGAUACUGAGAACAAUGCUCGAGGUCAGUUCAUCAGAUAAAGAAACCACACAUAUUUUUGUAUUUUAUAACUGUAACUAUCUUAAACCUCAACAGGUGUGUUCAUUUUAUACUUUUGCAGUGUGACUUGUUGUGGGACACAAUGUGACAACAGAGGAUCUCCAAAAAAUAUAAAUGUCAUAAAUGUUUCUGUUCUAUGCGCCUGUAUACUUUUACUCUAAAUGUCCUUGGUAGCUUUAGUAGCUGGCAUAGACAAUUAUUAUUAUAUCAUUCUCAGAAUACACUCAGAUGCUGCAAAUAUGAGCCGUAAAAGCAGAAAUGAGUCUCUGUCUUUUUGGUUUGAUGUUGGAAAUAAGCUUUGUGGUAGAUAAGGUUUUGAACAUUUUGGCCCUAGUCAUGUGAGUGACAAGUAGUUUGUUUUAUAGUCUAAAUCUAUAGUCAACUUUAUACUUUAGUCAAUUGCAUUCAAGCUUCAAAAAUCAUCAGGUGACAUUUAUUUGUGAAGAUUAUCUUACUCAACAAGACGUGUAAGCAUCAUAAAUGUUUGAUUAAACAAACAUGUACAUAAUCCAAAAUAAAAUGGGCUGAUUCCCCCCCCCCAAAGAGAAACAGUGGGCAGUUAUCUUCCUGUUCAGCCGUCAUAAAACACGUCAUCCCUGCGUUUCUUUUUUACACCUUG